Molecule: messenger RNA, 943 nt
Organism: Orussus abietinus
Lineage: Eukaryota; Metazoa; Arthropoda; Insecta; Hymenoptera; Orussidae
Product: glutathione S-transferase 1-1
Exons: 6
Coding region: 103-753 (216 amino acids)
Biological process (GO): glutathione metabolic process
Molecular function (GO): glutathione transferase activity
Source: RefSeq, a predicted model, not a curated record
GGCGAUGCCGCUUAUAAACAGGAGUUGAAGCCAGAGUCGGUUAGACAGUCUGCGGUUCUCAGAGAGUGAAGGAAGCCCGAGCUCGUUCAAUAAGUUAUCAAUAUGCCCAUCGAUCUGUACCAAGUUCCCGGAAGUGCGCCAUGUCGCGCUGUGCGAUUGACCGCAGCCGCCGUUGGGGUCGACUUGAACCUGAAAAACGUCGACCUGUUUAAAGGCGAGCAUCUUAAGCCAGAAUUUAUCAAGAUGAAUCCUCAGCACACAGUGCCGACAAUGGACGAUAAUGGCUUCUAUCUCUGGGAGAGCCGGGCGAUCAUGGGUUACUUGGUGGACCAGUACGGUAAAAACGAUUCCCUCUACCCGAAAGACCCGAAGAAACGUGCCCUCGUAAACCAGAGGCUCUACUUCGACAUGGGCGUCCUUUACCAGUCAUUCGCAGACUAUUACUACCCUAUCAUCUUCGGGGGAGCGCCAAAGGACGAGGAGAAGUUCAAGAAAAUCGAGAGCGGCUUCGACUUCCUUGACAAAAUCCUCAACGGGGAGCAUUACCUGGUCGGAAAGAACCUUACGAUCGCCGAUCUGGCCACUGUGGUCACGGUAUCCAAUUGUGAGCUGAUGGGCUACGACUUCGGGAAAUUCAAGAACGUCUCCAAGUGGUUCCAAAAGAUCAAGUCGGAGGCGCCGAAGUACGAGGAGACGAAUGGCGAAGGUCUGAAGGCCUUCAACGAGCUCAAGGAGAGGCUGGCGAAGAAGUGAACCCGCGAUAGCCUAGGAUUAGCUUUAUCUCAUCUCGUCGUUAGAUAGUGCCGGACGCAAGUCCGUCCUUGCAUCGUAAAUGUAUCUCUCCGUGAACCUUAAAUUAAUUCCGAUUAGUGAUUAAGCUAUCUCGCGCAAGACCCGGAGCGGUGUACCAAUUACUCCCGAAAUAAAUCAUUAUUGCACCGGA